Lactuca sativa (garden lettuce) is the source of this 1443-nucleotide messenger RNA. NCBI's taxonomy places the organism in Eukaryota, Viridiplantae, Streptophyta, Magnoliopsida, Asterales, Asteraceae. The record is from RefSeq and is a predicted model, not a curated record.
UGGUAUCAGAGCGGUUGUUUACAACCCUAAAUCGUACCUGCUUCCGUUAAAACAUGACGGGAGAACCAAAAGACAAAGACAAGAAUGGAGAUGGAUCCAGCAGCGGGUUCGAUCACAACUCUCCUUUUUAUCUUCAUCCAUCCGACAUACCGAAACAACUUCAUGUCAAUGAAGUACUUACCGACGCAAACUAUUCCGAUUGGAGGCAGGAGAUGGAGAAUUUCCUGUUUGCCAAAAAUAAAUUUGAAUUUGUUGAUGGUACAAUUCAGAAACCAGAAAAGGGAACGAAAUAAUACAUGCCUUAGAUGCGAUGUGACGCUAUGAUCAAGGGCUGGCUCACCACUGCAAUGGAGAAGGGCAUACGCGAUAGUGUGAAAUAUGCUAACACGGCUGCACAAAUCUGGAACGACCUUCAUGAACGUUUUGGAAAAGAGAGUUCGCCAAGAGCAUAUGAGUUGAAACAGAAGAUUGCAGCUACACAUCAAGAUGGUAACUCUGUUUCAGUUUAUUACACAAAAUUACGUACACUGUGGGAUGAAAUAUCCUCAAUUUUCCCUUUUCCAAAAUGUUCCUGUAAAGAUUGCUCCUGUGAAAUUGGUAAACAAUUAGUUGAAUUCCAAGAAAAGGAACGUUUGUAUCAAUUUCUAAUGGGUUUAGAUUCACAAUUUUCGGUAAUUAAAACACAAAUUCUGGCAACAAAACCCAUCUCGUCGAUGGGGGUGGUGUAUCACCUAAUCGCCGAGGAUGAAAGACAGAGGGCUCUAUCUGCCUGAACCGGCUGCGUUCAAGACUUUUCAGAAGGGAGGUGACCCUAAACCGAUGAAUAAAGAAACAAAUCCCAAAUGGGUGAACAAGGAAGUGAAAGAUAAAAGGGACGAGUAUUGUACCUUCUGCAACAAGAGUGGUCACAAGCGAGAUGGUUGUUUCAGAUUGGUGGGAUACCCGGAUUGGUGGCCUGGUAAGAAAACAACAGACAAACCCAAAACCAUGGUGGCUCAUACAGGAAUAGAAGAAAGUCCAAUACAUGAGUUAACUAAAGAACAGUACCAAAUGUUCGUGAAACAUUUUAGUUCCUCAAAGGUUGAUGAUGAGACAAUUCAAAGUGCUAACAUGGCUGAAGCUCAACACAGGGAACUUGAUUGGUGCGGGUAGACGCCAAGGGGGGACUUUACCAGAUGGGGAUGACUCAAGACAGAAGAGCCAUGACAACCAUGACGGACACUUGGCACAGAAGGUUAGGCCAUGCCUCAAAAGAAAAGAUUGCAAGAAUUGAUUUUCUUAAGAACAAUUCAGUUAGUUUGAGUGAAAAGAUUUGUGAUUCUUGUGCUAAGGCUAAAUUAGUCAGAACACCUUUUCCUAUUAGUCGUAAUAAAACCAAUCAUAUUUUUGAGCUAGUUCAUUGUGACAUUUGGGGAGGUUACAAAAUACCUUCAUACACGAAUG